GCCAUACAGUUGGCUGAUUGUUAUGUUUAUUCCCACAGGGUUAAAGGUCAAAACUGACACUGAAAACCAUCAGCCCGUAUGUCUUUCUGACUUAGAAAUACAAGCACCAGGAGACAUAGUAUCAAAAAAGACCCUGGUGAAAGUUCCCCAGAAAACAACAGGUAAAGAAAAUCAUGGUGAUACACACAGGAUGGGGAAAUGGCACCGAGAGUUUCCCGUGAAGAAAAGAAAGAAACUUUCAACCUGGAAACAAGAGCUGCUAAAACUUAUGGAUCUUCACAAGAAAGCUCGUGCUGGAGAGAAGCCAUUUAAAUGCCAGGAAUGUGGGAAAAGCUUCAAAGUUAGCUCUGACCUUAUUAAGCACCAAAGAAUUCACACUGAAGAAAAACCAUAUAAAUGUCAACAGUGUGACAAGAGGUUUAGAUGGAGUUCAGAUCUGAAUAAGCACUUAACAACACACCAAGGAAUAAAACCAUAUAAAUGCUCCUGGUGUGGGAAAAGCUUCAGUCAAAAUACAAAUCUACAUACACACCAAAGAACUCACACUGGCGAGAAGCCCUUUACGUGUCAUGAAUGUGGGAAAAAGUUCAGUCAGAACUCCCACCUUAUUAAACAUCGGAGAACCCACACAGGUGAGCAGCCAUAUACUUGUAGCGUAUGCAGAAGAAACUUCAGCAGGAGGUCAAGCCUUCUUAGACACCAGAAGCUCCACCGCUGAAUGGAAGUUUAUCCAGUGUUCUCAUUCUGAACAAACUCACCAAGUAGAGGUUCACCCUGAGAUUUAUGAAAAAAUACAAAAUUAUGAAGCAUGAGUAAUCCUUCAUCAGUGGAAAAGUUGGUGAUAUAAACGUAUUUCACAGAAAGGAAUCAAGGUUGACUCUGCAGGGAUCUCUGUAAGUAGUUUUGAACUACUUACAUUUUUACACGUAACCUUUGGGGAAUUCCUUAGCAAGAAAGGUGUUGAAAGAACAUUCUCAGUAGGGAAACAUUUUUGCAGUUGUACCUGGCAAAACACCAAAUUCAGCCUUAAAUGGCAGAUGCAUACAUGAAUUAGUCUUCUGUGAUUACAGAGGGUAAAUACUGUUGGCUUUGCAUUGAAUUCCCAGCCACUUUUAAACACACUGAUAGAAACAUUUGUAGCAUGGUCUUCCAAAAGAAAAAGCAAUAACCUGCAUGAGUGAUUGGAUACCAUUGCCUUUAAGGUAGUAGGCUUACCAAUUUCAAAAGUCCUAUGACACAAAAAUGAGUUCUCUUGUCAAAUUUUCCAAGAGCCAAAUUCGAUUUUCUUUCUCUCACUUGUCACUGGACACUGUUCCCAAAGUUGGACAUUUUAGCAACUUUAGCUCUUGAAUCCUUUUAGUACCGUUUUUACUGUGAUGAAAUGCUAUUUACUUCACCGCUAGGGAAUCUGCCAGAUAAACUAAUGAUGCACUAUCUUAUA
Ailuropoda melanoleuca (giant panda) is the source of this 1441-nucleotide messenger RNA. RefSeq names its product zinc finger protein 75A. Gene Ontology annotation, biological process: regulation of transcription by RNA polymerase II. The transcript has a single exon. NCBI's taxonomy places the organism in Eukaryota, Metazoa, Chordata, Mammalia, Carnivora, Ursidae. Gene Ontology annotation, molecular function: DNA-binding transcription factor activity, RNA polymerase II-specific; RNA polymerase II cis-regulatory region sequence-specific DNA binding. The record is from RefSeq and is a predicted model, not a curated record. Bases 23 to 718 code for a protein of 231 amino acids.